Molecule: messenger RNA, 1065 nt
Organism: Mytilinidion resinicola
Lineage: Eukaryota; Fungi; Ascomycota; Dothideomycetes; Mytilinidiales; Mytilinidiaceae
Exons: 2
Coding region: 67-678 (203 amino acids)
Source: RefSeq, a predicted model, not a curated record
CUUUCAUCAACACAUUGUUUCACAACUUCAAGCUCGGUAUCACACUUUUCUACCUCUUCAAUCGCCAUGCGUUCCUCCAGUCUCGUCACCCUGGUGCCCCUCGCAGCGACAAUGGUAUCUGCAGGCUGCUUUGGAGGUGGCGCUAAGGGCGACCACGCACUUGCGCUCGCCCAAGUUGACUCCGUGUGCGCCGGAUUCCAGGGGUCAUUCGAGAAGAAGCAGCCCCGUAACGCGUGCGUCUUUCAGGCUGGUGAGAAUACAUCCUGGUACUUCUCGAUCCGCAGGGAUGCAAGUGAAGGCGGCAUCCUUACAAAAUCUGUUUGUAUUGCUGGCCUUACGAAGGAGGUGACCGGAUGCGACCAUGGAGGGCAAAGCAAGUCAGGCGAUUGGAUCUUCACAUCCGACCCUAAUGACGGUAUGUGCUCCGAUACGGAGUAUAUCAACAACCAGACGCCCCAGCCGCCCCCGUCGAAGGAGAGGCGGUCUAACGCCCCGCCGCACCAACACGCGAACGACUUCAGCGUGGGAAAACGACAGCCAGAGAAGGGAGACAUCAAGAUCGUUUAUGACAUCGGCAUUCCAGUCCCAAAUCCCGUAUCAGAGAAGAGAAGCGAUGUGACGAUCGUCUAUGAUGUCGACAUUCCGGAAAAGAGCCACGCGAUACCUUUCCAAGCCUGAAGAACGAGCGAAGGAGAGAAUGUGUAGCGUUCGAGAUGUGUCCGGGCUGGCUCCCCUCAUUCGAGUUCUCAUCUCGAUGGAAUAUGUUCCGCAUUUGCUGAAGUGUGGGACGGAUGUCAUUGAUGCCAUCUUGGCUUUUUUGCCAUGUCACUCGUUUUUUUUGGGCUUUCUCUUCCACCGAGCCUUUGAAUCUGCUUUUCAUAUGUGUGGUUUGGGAUUUGCUUUUCAACUAGUUAUCUAGUAUGUCACUCGUUGCAUUCAAUGAAUUUGAAAAUAACGUGGUUCACCAUGCAUUGGAUGUCCCACCAGCUUGAGGGAACUAGUACCUAGACCAAGCUCUUGCCACACUUUUAGCAUAGAUGUUACUCUUAGGCGGCUUAGGUAUCG